AGAUAGAAAAUGUUAGAAAUGUUGUUUCAUCCAAUGGAGGUCUUAUCUUUUGUUGGAGGUUCUCUUUUAUCUGCUACAUUUGACUCGCUACUUGAAAAGUUGAAUGGAUAUCUAGGCGAUCAGUUACAAGAUUCAAAGGAGGAAGUAUGUGCCCAGAUGGAAAACUGGAAGACUUUAUUGCCCAAAAUCACAACUAUACUUCAACACGCAGAAGAAAAUCAAGUUGCCAACCUAUUUGUGAAGUCAUGUCUUGAUGAUCUCAAGGACUUGGCUUAUGAUAUGGAGGACAUACUUGAAGAGUUUGUGAUUGAUGCCAGAAGGUCCAAAUUGAAUGCAGAACUUGAUGCUAAAGCCAACAUGCGACAAAAAAUCACCUCCACUAUUAUGAAUUUAUUUAGAUAUGAGGCCAAACCCAGUCAAGAGAUUGAUUCUGUGGUGAAUCAUCUAAAUGUUAGAUUGCAGCAUAUUGAAAAAGAGAUGCAUACUUUUGGCUUGAUCAAUUUGAUUAUGAAAGCUGAAGAUAAGUCCCACAGAGUAACUGUUGAAAGACUACUUGAGUCUCCUCUUCUUGAAGAUAAGGUGUGGGGUCGAGAUAGUGAUAAAGAUGUUAUUCUUCAGAGGUUGCUAGAAGAUGGAGGUAGUCUCGAACAAGACUUUGUUAUUCCCAUUGUUGGAAUGGGUGGACUAGGCAAGACAACUCUUGCUCGACUCAUUUACAAUGAUGAAAAAUUGGAAGGUAGGUUUGACUUGAAGGCAUGGGUUUGUGUUGCUGAUGUAUUUGAUGUUCCAAAAAUAACAAGAACUAUUUUAGAACAUGUAACUGGGGAAGAACAGUGUAACUCUGAUUUUGGUUUGCUUCAAGAGAAAUUGAAAGGAAAGUUAUCUGGGCACAAGUUUUUGUUUGUAUUGGAUGAUGUUUGGAAUGAGAAAUAUGGACUAUGGGAUGUCUUAAAGAGACCUUUCAUGUCAGGAGCUCUUGGAAGUAAAAUAAUAGUCACAACUCGAAAUAAGGAAGUUGGGAUGAUGAUGAGAGGAGAUGAUGGAGUUUACAAUUUAGAAUUACUACAAGACAAUGCUUGUUUGCCAUUAUUUACACAACACGCAUUGGGGAAAGGGAACUUUGAUGCGCACCCAUACUUACAAGAUGUUGGUGAGAAACUUGUUAAGAAGUGCAAAAGAUUGCCACUUGCACUAAAAACACUUGGUGGCAUCUUGCGAGGAAAGCUAUGUCAUAAUGAGUGGGAAAAUAUAUUAAACAGUGAGAUAUGGAAUCCAUCAGAAGAUAGAAGUGGAAUUCUUCCUACUCUGAGAUCGAGCUACAAUCAUCUUCCUCCUCACUUGAAGCGAUGCUUUGCUUAUUGUGCUUUGUUCCCUAAAGACUAUGAAUUUGACAAAAAGGAGUUGGUUUUGUUAUGGAUGGCUAAGGGCUUGUUACAGCAACAGUCACAUGAAAAGAAGCAAAUGGAAGAGGAGAUUGGUUAUCAAUAUUUCGAUCAGUUGUUCUUAAGAUCACUCUUUCAACAGUCAAGUGGAGAUGAAUCGCGGUUUGUGAUGCAUGACCUUAUAAAUGAUUUAGCUGUAGAUGUUGCUGGAAAAAUAUAUUGCAAUCUUGAACGUAUCAUGGGUGAUGAAAAAUUAGAGAAAGCUCGUCAUUUGUCAUUCACUCCACACAAGUAUGAAAUCUCAGAGAGAUUCAGAGUCUUCGAUAAAUUGAAGCAUUUGAGAACAUUCUUGCCACUCUGUGGCCGCAACACUUGGUUUUACUUGCCUAAAAGAUUCUUGCUUGAUUUCCUACCAACAUCAAAUCGCUUAAGAGUGCUAUCUCUUUGCUCCUAUCAGAUAAGCAAGCUACCAGAUUCUUUUGAAAAUUUGAAACAUAUUCGAUACAUUGAUUUGUCUAAUACACUUAUCGAAUGUCUAUCUGAAUCAGUGGGUUCUCUUUUUUUCCUACAAACACUAUUAUUACAUGGUUGUUAUCAGCUUACUAAGUUGCCUACAACGAUUGGGAAUCUAAUUGAUCUCCAUCAUCUUGAUAUCACUUUUACACCAUCUUUAAAAGAGAUGCCAUCAGGAAUAGGCAAUCUUAAAAAUCUUGUAACAUUGUCCAAAUUUAUAGUGGGGAAGGCAAGUGGAAUGAUGAGAUUAUCUGAGUUGAAGAACUUGUCACAACUUCGAGGAAGACUGUCUAUGCUAGAUCUACAUAAUGUUUUGGAUGUUCAAGAUGCUAGGGAGGCCAACCUAGACAAGAUCCAUGGUCUGGAGGAGUUAGUCUUGGAGUGGACUACUUCUAAGAAUCAUCGAGAUGAAUUAGUCCUUGAAAUGCAAGUCCUUAGCUGGUUAAAACCUCAUUCAAAUUUGAAAAAUCUCAAAAUUUCUUGCUAUGGUGGCAAGAAUUUCCCUCCUUGGGUUUGUGAUCCAUUAUUAUUUUUCAAUUUAUCAUCCAUGGAGCUCAACAAUUGUAAGAAAUGCACUUUGUUACCAUCACUUGGCUUAUUACCUGUUCUCAAAAAAUUGAUUAUCAAAGGUAUGGAGGCAAUAGAAGCUGUAGGUUAUGAGUUUUAUGGGAGACAAGACUGUUUUCCAUCACUAGAGGAACUGUUGUUUGAAAACAUGUUAAAUUGGAAGGAAUGGACUUCUCUUGCUGGAAGUGAAGGUGAAUUCCCUCGUCUUCGUAGCCUUCUGAUUCAAAAUUGUCCUAGUCUGGGUGAUCUCACCUCACUUACUUAUUUGAGCAUUGAGAAAAUUUUAGAACUGACUUGCUUGCCUAUGAAUAUGAGUCUUCCAUCAUUGAAAGAGUUGUUUAUUAGAGAUUGCAACGAGGUGCUUUUGAAGAGCAUGGUUGAUCUCACUUCCCUCACUAACUUGAGAAUACAUCAUAUUAUAAAAUUGACUUGCUUGCCAAAGAGUUUUACACAGUCCUUGACAGCACUUGAGACUUUAGGUAUUAGAAAUUGCUAUAAUCUUACUUCUUUGUGGGAGGAAGGGACAGAAAUAGAACAAAGCCUCUUGCCUUUCAAUCUUAAACAUCUUAAGCUUGAGAAAUGUAGAGCUUUGGAGUCAUUACCUGAUGCAAUGAUGACAAGGAUGGAUGGAAGCAGUAGCAGAAGCACUAGCAUGUUGAUGUCGAGACUAGAAAGGGUAGUUGUCAUCAACUACCAGCUUUUCUCAAGAAAUUUACAGUUACUAAUGGUGGCGAGUGGUUGGAAUCAUUUCCAAAGAGGAUGCUGCAACAUUGUAUGGAACUCCAAUCCAUUACUAUUCAACACUGUAAAAUAUUGAAAAGUUUACCCAACCUCGAUUGUGUCAGCAAUCUCCUUGAGUUAACUAUUUCCAGCUGUGAAGUUUUAGAGUCCUUACCAGAAGAGUUGGGGUUAUGCACCCCCAAUCUUAAUUUCUUGGUGAUAGGAUGGUGUGAGAAUUUCAAAUCCCUCCCAAAUACAAUGUACCAGCUGAAAUCUCUUCAAAAGCUAUGGAUGUUUGGUUGCCCCAGGAUUGAGUUCAUUCCAGAUGGGGGUUUGCCCCCAAACUUAAUAGAACUUCAAUUUGAAA
Molecule: messenger RNA, 3549 nt
Organism: Rubroshorea leprosula
Lineage: Eukaryota; Viridiplantae; Streptophyta; Magnoliopsida; Malvales; Dipterocarpaceae
Source: the annotation of a GenBank genome assembly